Chroicocephalus ridibundus (black-headed gull) is the source of this 2289-nucleotide messenger RNA. Its product is annotated as maternal embryonic leucine zipper kinase-like. The record is from RefSeq and is a predicted model, not a curated record. Gene Ontology annotation, cellular component: cytoplasm. Gene Ontology annotation, biological process: intracellular signal transduction; protein phosphorylation. Lineage: Eukaryota; Metazoa; Chordata; Aves; Charadriiformes; Laridae. Gene Ontology annotation, molecular function: protein serine/threonine kinase activity; ATP binding. The transcript has 7 exons. Bases 86 to 673 code for a protein of 195 amino acids.
GCUCAGCGUGGAGAAGCCCAAAGGCCGGCUGCAGUUUCUCCUCGCAGGGGCUGAGAAGAAUUGCCGGGUCCCCGUUCCUCUCAGAAUGGCUUUAGGUGAUUAUGAGGAAAUUCUCAAGUGCUACGAAUUACAUGAAACGAUUGGAACAGGUGGGUUUGCAAAGGUGAAACUCGCACGCCAUCUCCUCACUGGUGAGAAGGUUGCCAUAAAAAUCAUGGACAAACUUGCUCUGGGGGAUGACUUGCCUCGUGUUAAAAUAGAAAUUGAUGCCAUGAAGAAUUUAAGGCACCAGCAUAUUUGCCAGUUGUAUCACGUGAUAGAGACAUCUGAGAAAAUGUUCAUGGUCCUAGAGUACUGUCCUGGAGGAGAGCUGUUUGAUUACAUCAUUUCUAAGGAUCGCCUUUCAGAAGAGGAAGCUCGUGUGUUUUUUCGGCAGAUUGUUUCGGCGAUUGCUUAUGUUCACAGCCAGGGAUAUGCCCACAGGGACCUCAAACCAGAAAAUCUGCUGAUUGACAAGGAGCAUAAUUUGAAGCUGAUAGACUUCGGACUUUGUGCCAAGCCAAAGGCGGAUAUUUGGAGCAUGGGAGUCCUGCUGUAUGCUCUGCUGUGUGGCUUUCUCCCCUUUGAUGAUAACAGCCUCAUGGCAGUCUACAGGAAGAUCACGCCUUUGUAGUUGAGCAACUCGGCGCGCACUCUAGGCGGAGCGAUCCCCUGUGCGCCCAGCGCUGCAAUAAGGAAUGCCUGCUUUGACACUCCAAAACCGAGUCUUAGAGAGUCCUUAAUCACCGGCUCAUGGUACCAGGGGUGCAUCAGCGACAGUAUCGCAUCAGCCGAGAGUCCCCGAUUCCCAUCCGGAACCUGGUUCGUCGGCUGGAGACCCAAGGCGUGAUCAGCAAGCCUUCCACCUGGAGAGGCAUCCAGUACACCUGGAACUGACUGCCCCAGGGGUGCAAACACAGCCCUGCUGUUAGCAAAGCACAUCCCUGAAAUGUUAUUAGUAGCUAGGGUUGGAAGGCCUUACGGGAGUUCUCACAAAUAAUGAAGAUUCUAUCCCCGACUUUAUCAGGCAUGAGCUAAUUAAAAGAACUCCUCAUCAAGGGAGGCAAGUAGUGCAUCAUUCUCCAGGAAGCACGUGGAGCGUAAGGACCUUGAGGAUGGUACUAAUCUCCGUGUUUUGAGACGUUUAGCCGACUUGUCAGGAAAGUGAAAAUUCUUAGUGUCCCAAGCUGAACUACCUUCAUUAGAAUACUAAAAAUCACGCCCAUAGGUCAAGACAACCCUUGCCCAGGUGAAGACCCUUCCCUUGAGCAUGUGUGGUAGCUGUAACUUGACGGUGUAACUGUAUGUGAGUUACUAACCAGUCAAAUAGGGGUGGGAGGUACUAACGUUCUAGCGAUGUUGUAAAACGUGUAUAAAAAUCACACGGAGAGUUCUGAUGGCUGUGCAUGACAGGAGGAGGUAUCCCCCAUGCACCCGGUGCUGUAAAUAAACUAAUGUCGGCUUUCUAAACCCCAGAGCUGGUUUAGAGAGCGAUAAUUUCAUUAUGGAUGUAGAUAACCCUCUAUUUGCCAUGGCCCGAUCCAGACGGCACUGGGGAAGGGGGGAGCUGCAGAACACCGGCAGUACGUCGAUGACAUCAUUGUGUGGGGUAAUACAGCAGAAGAGGUUUUUAAGAAAGGUAAGAAGGUAGUCAAGAUUAUUUUGAAAGCAAGUUUUGCUACACAAAGAGCCUGAAGUAGCCAGUUCUUAGGAAUCGGGUGGCAGGAUGGGUGUCGCCAGAUCCCAAGGGAUGCCAUUAACAAAAUAACAUCUAUGUCCCCACCUACGAACAAAAAGGAAGCACAAGCCUUUUUAGGUGUGGUGGGUUUCUGGAGAAUGCACAUGCCAGGUUGUAGUCAGAUUGUGAAACCUCUCUGUGAAGCGACUCGAAAGAAAAAGGAGUUUACGUGGGCUCCUGAGCAACGACAGGCCUUGGAGGCAAAUUCAACAAGAGACUGUGCGUGCAGUAGCCCUUGGAGCACUCCAAACAGGAUGGGAUGUUAAAAAUGUGCUCUGUACAACAGCCAGGAACAAUGGCCCUGCCUGCAGCCUCUGGCAGAAAGCAGCAGGGGAGACUCGAGGUCGACCCCUAGGAUUCUGGAGUCGGGGAUGCAGAGGAUCCGAGGCCAACCGUACCCCAACUGAGGAAGAAAUCUUGGCGGCAUAUGAAGGAGUUGGAGCUGCUUGAGGGGUAACUGGUACCGCUCCUCCUGGUGCCCCGAUGAUCAGUGCUGGGCUGGAUGUUCAAGG